CCACCCUCUUCAACCUGUCACCUAAUCCUGCCUAAUGGGCAGGUCAGCCCUGGAGGAAAGUAUUGGCUGUAAGAAGUAAGAGAACAUAACAUCUGGUUGUUUUUAAAUGACUUCUUUUGACAUUGCUUUAUUUUUGUUCCGAUCUGUGUUGCUCACUCCAGUCAGCAGAUGGCGAUGUGAGUUUUUCAGGUGAUGCUUCUUGCGUGACGUAUAAUCUAGUGGACGGAACAGGAGGCUUCUUCAACAGAGACAAAGGGCUUCCGUUUCAACCAAUGCGGUGGUUUGCUAGCGAACAUAGAUCCGGAGCAUUUAAGCUCUUUAGACUAAUCUUGUGUAUAUUAUUCUUAGUGUUUAGAACACAAUUCUGUUUACGCAUCUACUUGUUAAUUUAAACGUAGUUUGCUUCUUAAAUUAGCGAAUGUGUUAACUUGACACUGCACACGGCUAAUCGCCCGGAGCAUGAGGUCACGAAACUAGACGGAGAAAGAUCUGGUGAAAGGAGAGGAAGAAGCUUUCAGAAUGGAAGAGGAGGCUAUCACAUUGAAACAAGAGGAUGAUAUUACAGGGAAAGAGGAAGAUGGGAAAGAGGUUGUCAGAGUGGAAAAUGAGGAGGUAGAAGCUUUCAGAAUCAAAAAUGAUGAAGAUCCCGUAACAUUGAAGAAGGAGAAUAUAGUAAAAGAAGAGGAAGAAGCUUUCAGAAUCAAAAAGGAAGAAGAUGCCGUAACAUUGAAGAAAGAGAAUGUAGCGAAAGAAGAGGAAGAACCUUUUGGAGUAAAAGAGGAGGAAGAUGUUUUAGGAGUGAAAAAGGAGGAGGAGUCAGAAUAUCCGAUUUCCAUCCGAGAGAGACAUGACGAUCCUGGAUCCUCUGGGGAGCCUCAACAACAUCCUGAUGCUGACGAGGCAGAGAAGAGUCUCUCCAGAUCAGAACACCAGAUGGUACAGCUUGGUCUGGUCUAGCAUACAGCUUGCUCUAUCUGGGUCUGGGCUGUGUUUCUGUAAAGCAGUUUAUGACAACAGUGACAUCAGCAUCCAUAAUGAUAUGUGUCCACUCUUUGUGGUUACUAGGACAACGCUAGCCCUUCCUCCCUCCCGGAGUC
Oncorhynchus kisutch (coho salmon) is the source of this 1097-nucleotide messenger RNA. RefSeq names its product vicilin-like seed storage protein At2g18540. The coding region runs from base 520 to 957 and encodes 145 amino acids. The transcript has 2 exons. Lineage: Eukaryota; Metazoa; Chordata; Actinopteri; Salmoniformes; Salmonidae. The record is from RefSeq and is a predicted model, not a curated record.